CCCAUUCACACGUGUUGUUUUUCAGAGCAAGCUAGCGUUCGGUGUUCUCUAAAAUUUGAUUGCUAGCUACGUUUGUAUUGAAUAUUACGACUGGAAAACCUAACCCUAUUAAUAAUCACUCACAAAGACAGACAUGGGCAAGAAAUUAAAAGUAGGGAAAACUCGGAAAGACAAAUUCUAUCACUUAGCAAAGGAGACGGGUUACCGCUCCCGUUCGUCUUUCAAGCUCAUUCAGCUGAAUCGUAAAUUUCAGAUCCUGCAGAAAGCACGAGCUGUGGUGGACUUGUGUGCGGCGCCGGGCGGAUGGUUGCAGGUGGCUUCAAAGUUUAUGCCCGUCUCCAGUCUUAUCAUCGGUGUUGAUCUGGUACCAAUCAAGCCCAUCCCCAACGUGGUCACCCUCCAGGAGGACAUCACUACAGAAAAGUGCCGACAGGCCCUGAAAAAGGAGCUGCAGACCUGGAAGGUGGACGUUGUUCUGAACGACGGUGCUCCCAACGUAGGAGCCAACUGGCAGCAUGACGCCUUCACCCAGGCUCACCUCACGCUCAUGGCGCUCAAGCUGGCCUGCGAGUUCCUGGCCAAGGGCGGGAGCUUCAUCACCAAGGUCUUCCGCUCCAAGGACUACCAGCCGCUGCUCUGGAUCUUCCAGCAGUUCUUCCGCAAGGUGCAGGCCACCAAGCCCCAGGCCUCGCGUAACGAGUCGGCCGAGAUCUUCGUCAUCUGCCAGGGCUUCCUCGCUCCUGACAAAAUCGACAACAAGUUCUUUGAUCCCAAACACGCCUUCAAAGAGGUGGAGGUCCAAGCCAAGACGGUCAAGGAGCUGGUGCCUGUGAAGAAACCGAAGGCGGAGGGCUACGCGGACGGCGACCUCACUCUGUACCACACCUUCACGGUGACCGAGUUUCUCAAGGCCGAGAACCCCGUGGACUUCCUGGGCAAGGCCAACGAGAUUUCCUUCGACAACCCCACGCUGAGAACCCAUCCCGCCACCUCUCCGGAGAUCCAGGAGUGCUGCCGGGACAUCAAGGUCCUCGGACGCAAGGAGCUCCGCCUCCUGCUGGCCUGGAGGGGAAAGCUACGGAGGUUCCUGACCAGGAAGCUGAAGGACGAGGCCAAGCAACUGGACCAGGACAUCCGCUUGAGCUCCAGUGAAGGAGAGAGCGAUACGGAGAAGGAGAGCAAGAAAAAGAGAUCUGACAAGGAGGAGCCAGAGGAGGACGACGAAGAGGAGAUGGACAGGAAGUUGGCAGAGAUUAAAGCCCAGGAGGUGGCAGAGCUACGGAGGAAGAAGAAGAAGCUUCUGAAGGAACGGCGGAAGCAGAGGGAGCGAAUCGAGCUGAAGAUGGACCUGCCCGGCGUCUCCAUCGCCGACGGCACCGACUCCUCCAUGUUCUCUCUCGGCACCAUCAACAAAGCCAAGGCUCUGUGGGAGAUUUCGCGGGGGGACAUGAAAGGGGCGGACGCCAUGUUGAAGGAGGAAGAGGAGGGUGAGGAUGACGUGUACCUGUCGGACGACGAGAUCGACCGCAUUUCCUUGGCCUCUGACUUGGACUCAGACGACCUGCAGGAAAUCGAGGAGAAGGAGAAAACCCUGGAGAAGACGGCACAAAAGAAAAAGGUGUCCUUCAGCGUAGAGGACGAAGAGGAGGAGGAGGACGAAGGAGAGAGGAACGAGCUGCUGGUGGAGCUGGAGGGAAAGGAGGAGAAGAGAGAUCGAGAAACCAGCCUGUGGUUCAGCAAGGACAUCUUCUCUGAGCUGGACCUGGACGCCGACGCAGAGUCUGAGGUUCGGCAGGCGCAGAGGCUGCAGAACAGGGAGGUCACCGGGGGGAAAGGCAGAAAGAGGAAGGCCCAGGAGGAACCCGCACCUGCUGAACAGGAAGAGGAAGAGGAAGAGGCGGGGCCAUCCCAGGAAGUGGAGGAGAAGCCUGGGGAGCAGGAGGGCGAAAGCGAUUCAGAUGAUGACAGCAGCAGCGAUGAUGAGAGGGAAAUUGCCCAGAUGAAGAAGGGCGCAGGGAGGACUGGUGGCGGAGGGGGCGGAGCCGACGAUGACGACUUCCAUGUGGUUCCUGUGGAAAGCACCAGUAAACGUGCUCGGAUUCUGGACCCGGAAGGGCUGGCUCUGGGUUGCCAGAUUGCCACCUCUAAGAAAAAGACGAGAGACCUGGUUGAUGGCUCCUUCCACAGGUUCACCGGCUCGGAGGACUACACUGAGGUGCCGGAGUGGUUUGUGGAUGACGAGAGGAAGCACAGGCGGAAGCCGGUGCCCGUAACCAAGGAGAUGGUGGAGGAGUACAAGCAGCGCUGGAAGGAGAUCAACGCCCGGCCAAUCAAACGCGUGGCUGAGGCCAAGGCCCGCAAGAAGAGAAGGCUGCUGAAGAAGAUGGAGCAGGCGAAGAAGAAGGCGGAGGCAGUGGUGAACACGGUGGACAUCUCAGAGAGAGAGAGGAUGGCCCAGCUCAAGAGCAUCUACAAGAAGGCGGGCGUGGGCAAGGAGAAGCGGGAGGUGACCUACGUGGUGGCCAAGAAGGGGGCGGGGCGCAAGGUGCGGCGCCCGGCGGGGGUGAAGGGCGUGUUCCGCGUGGUGGACGGGAGGAUGAAGAAGGACAUGAGGGGUCUGCAGAGGAAGGAGCAGAAGCAGGGGGGCAAGGGGGGUAAAGGGGGAAAAGGAGGGAAGGGCGGGAAGGGAGCAAGAGGAGGGAAAGGGAUGAAGGGAGGGCGGGGGAUGAAAGGAGGCAAGGGGCGCCCCAAAAAAUAAUAACCUCCCACGACCCCUAAUGACCCCCUACCAGCCCCCACACCCCCUCCCCAUGAAAGAUGGUCCCCUGGGCUACAGGACUUUGUAGCUGACUUUUGGCGAUGUGAUUGAGCGUGCUGAGACUGGAGGAUUGUGGGUACCCACAAUUCUGCAGGGGCUUCACUCCGAGACCUCUGCCAUCACACACUGAGGGGCGUCAGCAUGUCCCGCUGUUUGGGAAGCUGCAGCCCAAAUUAAUUAUGGCAGUUUAUGGACUUGCCUUGUAAUUUAGGGAGGUUGAAGCCCCGAGAUCACCAUUCUCCCCUGACUGAGUCCUGCACUAAGGCCUUCACCCACCACGUCUCUGUAAUGAAGUCGUUGCUCCUGCUGUAUUUAACAAAUGACUUUGUACAGUCUAGUCUGUAAAGUCAGGUAAAUAAAUCCGCAUACAUGCUCCCUGUAUGAGUACAGCGUGCCUUCAAGUGUCUCUGUAAAUACUUUAAGUCUUUGCAUCGGAAUCAAUAAAAUUCUCUUUUCAAUAAGU
Messenger RNA from Anguilla anguilla (European eel), 3281 nucleotides. It is a transcript of the gene ftsj3, whose product is annotated as FtsJ RNA 2'-O-methyltransferase 3. The record is from RefSeq and is a predicted model, not a curated record. The transcript has 21 exons. The coding region runs from base 134 to 2758 and encodes 874 amino acids. Gene Ontology annotation, biological process: maturation of 5.8S rRNA from tricistronic rRNA transcript (SSU-rRNA, 5.8S rRNA, LSU-rRNA); maturation of LSU-rRNA from tricistronic rRNA transcript (SSU-rRNA, 5.8S rRNA, LSU-rRNA); rRNA methylation. Lineage: Eukaryota; Metazoa; Chordata; Actinopteri; Anguilliformes; Anguillidae. Gene Ontology annotation, cellular component: preribosome, large subunit precursor; nucleolus; nucleus. Gene Ontology annotation, molecular function: rRNA (guanine) methyltransferase activity; rRNA (uridine-2'-O-ribose)-methyltransferase activity.